UUCGAAAAUAAACACUCGCCAGUUGGAAACGAGGGUCCGAAAGCCAUGUCAACAGCUUCGAAAGCUGCAAAGAAUGGUUCGCUUUCUCAUCGGCUUGAGCGCUGUUCUAGCUACGCUUUCGCUGACAAACUGCUUCAAUUUAGCUGGGUUUUUCGAAGAAACCGACAAUGAGCUCAAUCAGCACGCUUUUAAGCUGGCGAUCGACUGGAGCAACGAACGACGCAGUCCAGACAACCAGCUCAUCGCGGUGGGAAAAGAACUCGCCAUCGAUGAACCGUAUUCCGCCAUCACCAUCACCUGCGAUCUGCUGAAGGACGGAGUGUUGACGAUUUUUGGACCAAAGUCCAUCAGCAACAUCAACGCUGUCCAGUCGGUUUGCGAUGAAAAAGAACUGCCCCAUAUUCUGACCAGAUGGAUGUACUAUCCACUCAGACCUGGCACUGCAGUGAACUUUUACCCAUCAGCGCCUCUGCUCACUGAAGCAUACUGGGCAAUAAUCCAGGCCUGGAAGUGGCAAACCUUCACUGUCUUAUACGAGGACGAUGAAAGUUUGCUGCGCGUCUCCGAGCUGAUCCUGCAGGCUAAACAGGAGGGAAUUAUUGUUACUGUGGAGCAGCUGGAUCGUGAUGGAACCGGAAACUAUCGGGACGCGUUGAAGAGGGUCUGGAGGACCAAGCAGCGCUUUAUAGUCAUCGACUGCCACAUUGAUAAUCUCGUUGAGGUUUUAGUUCAAUGCCAGCAGGUCGGGAUGAUGACGAGCGACUACAGCUACUUCCUCACCAAUCUGGACGCCCAUACCAGGGACUUAUCACCCUUCCAGUGGAGCCAAACUAAUAUAACUGGGAUUCGCCUAGUGAAUCCCGAGUCCUCAUCGGUCCAAAGCAUGAGUCAAAAGCUGUUUUCCGAGGUGGAUCCAAUCGAUGAGCUCGUCCAGAUCGCUUCCAAGCUGGAAACAGAAACGGCCCUAAUUUACGAUGCUGUUAAUAUGUUCUCAGAAAUCCUCAACAAAAUGACCAUCUUGGAGCCGCCAGACACUCUGGAUUGCCAACAAGCCACCAAUGGUUGGCCGCUUGGAUACACUCUAGUCAACCUGUUGAAGACUUCCAGCUACAGAGGCCUGACUGGUCUGAUCGAGUUCAACAACGAAGGCCAUCGAAGCACCUUCGAUCUGCAGGUUUACGAGAUAAAGGAGGGCGGCAUCAUCAACAUCGCCGCCUACAACUCAUCGAAGGCCGAACUUAAGGUCACCAGGGUGGAGGACUACAGCUAUCCGAACGUGACUGGGGACAUGCGCAACCAGACUUUUACGGUUAUCAUUUCUUUGACCGAGCCCUACGGGAUGUUGAAGGAGACCCCAGAGAACCUAGAGGGCAACCAAAUGUACGAAGGCUUUGCCAUUGAUCUGAUUCACGAGCUUUCCUUGCUGGAGGGUUUCAACUAUACCUUCAUUGUCCAGCUGGACGGCAGCAAUGGGAACAAAGUGGACAACCAUUGGACGGGGAUGAUUGGGGCUGUUAUCGAUGGGAAGGCGGACAUGGCAAUAACGGACUUGACGAUCACCGCUGAACGUUCAGAAGCUGUGGAUUUUACUUCGCCAUUCAUGAAUCUCGGAAUCAGUAUCCUGUUUCAAAAGCCCACCAAAGCGCCUCCCAGCUUCUUCUCCUUUGCUGAGCCGUUCGCUAUCGACACCUGGAUCGCAUUGGCUAUCGCCUUUGUGGUGGUCUCUCUCUCCUUCUUCCUGCUGGGCCGGAUUUGCCCGGAUGAAUGGAACAACCCCUUCCCCUGUGUGGAAGAGCCGGAGUUUCUCAUCAACCAAUUCAACAUGUCCAACUCAGUGUGGUUUGCCACGGGGGCCAUGUUGCAACAGGGAUCAGAAAUCGCGCCCAUAGCAAUCCCCACUAGGCUGGUGUCGGGGGUUUGGUGGUUUUUUGUCCUCAUCAUGGUGUCCUCGUAUACGGCCAAUUUGGCCUCGUUUCUGGUCACGGAGAACAACAUUGAGCUGUUCAACGAUGUGAGGAGCCUGGUGGAAAAUGCUGAUAAGUACGGGAUUCGUUACGGGUCCAAAAACUUAGGAGCCACUAUGGGGUUUUUCAAGAAAAGCACCAAUGAGCUGUAUAAGAAAAUAGCCAAAUACAUGGACGAACACCCGGAAGACCAGCCAGCAGAGAACAAGGAUGGCGUAGCCAUGGCUGAGACAAUGAAGUACGCAUUUUUCAUGGAGUCCAUCUCCAUCGACUACAACACGCAAAGACAUUGCAAUUUGACACGAGUGGGGGACCAGCUGGAUGAAAAAGGCUACGGAAUCGCCUUAAAGAAAGACUCUCCCUACAGGACCAAGCUGAGUACGGCCAUUCUGAAGCUUCAGUCAUCGGGAGUGAUCGAAAAAAUCCGCAAAAAAUGGUGGGAGGAGCGCAAAGGCGGAGGCCAGUGCACGGGCACUGACGACGACACAGAAGCCACACCCCUGGACUUGCGCAAUGUGGAGGGUAUUUUCUACGUGACAAUCUUCGGGACAAUUCUGGGCGUGGCGCUUGUUCUGUUCGAGUACGCGUUCCACAUAAUGCGAGUGGCCGGCAAGGCCAAAAUCCCUCUCAAAGAAGCCUUCAAGCAGGAGCUGAAAUUCUUCUUCAAGUUCGGCAGCAAUGUGAAACCCGUGCUGGAAGGCCCUGAAGAGAGUGACGCAAAAACGUCGCCCGACCAAUCAAGAAGCGAACGCUCCAAGUCGAAAACCGCCACCACCAAUGGGGAGGCCGCUAGGCCUUAUGGGUUUGUUGUGUCUUCGCCCUCAUUGGAUCGGCUCACUGAAUCCCCUUAGAUCCACUAAACUCUGUUCUUCUGUUGAAGAAAUUCAUUAUUCGGCACACUUUUCGAAAAAACUAAACAAUUAUGCUUAAUUGCUGGAAGACUCUUCAGGCGAAGAUGAGUGGAGAAUAUUUAUGAAAGGUUUUAAUUGUUGCUGUUGAGUGUACCAGGACCGAUCACUAACUUUGUCUUACUUUCUCAAUUUCUCAGUUAUUUAUCCACUAGCUAGUUGACUUGAUAUCGAUGACCUAUCGCUUUACUGUUUUACGCUGUUGCAGUUAUAAAUAAAGUCUUAAGUUGACUCAG
Dendroctonus ponderosae (mountain pine beetle) is the source of this 3108-nucleotide messenger RNA. RefSeq names its product glutamate receptor ionotropic, kainate 3. The record is from RefSeq and is a predicted model, not a curated record. Gene Ontology annotation, cellular component: plasma membrane; postsynaptic membrane. Gene Ontology annotation, biological process: monoatomic ion transport; synaptic transmission, glutamatergic; modulation of chemical synaptic transmission. Gene Ontology annotation, molecular function: transmitter-gated monoatomic ion channel activity involved in regulation of postsynaptic membrane potential; glutamate-gated receptor activity. Lineage: Eukaryota; Metazoa; Arthropoda; Insecta; Coleoptera; Curculionidae. Bases 74 to 2815 code for a protein of 913 amino acids. The transcript has 14 exons.